GCAAAAUACGACAUAAGACGAAUUGAAAUUGUUUCUUUUGUUCAGCCUUUGUCUUUCCAUCUUCACCAGAAGCUCCUUUCUCUGUUCCUAAGCGGAGUUAGGGGGUCAAAUUGAAAACCAAAACGCAUACAAUUACAAUAACACGUUAAUGCUAAUGUCGCAUUCCCUUUUUCGUUUGCCGUAAACGGGUCUCGUUUUUCUCAUAACCCACUGAAAAAUUUUGCAGCUUUGCCCCCAAAACUUGAACAGAGGAUCUCUAUUCACCCAAUUCCUCAUCCCCAUGGAAGAAUCAAGUGAACUGCAGUCAGAAGAAAAUAAAGUCUCCAUGGAGAAAAAUAAGAAAAGAAAACUGAAAACACCUGCCCAGGUUAUGGCUUUGGAGAAAUUUUAUAAUGUGCACAAAUAUCCUACAGAGGAAAUGAAAGUAGAACUUGCUGAGGAGUUAGGAUUGACAGAAAAGCAGAUAUCUGGAUGGUUUUGUCACAGACGGUUAAAAGACAAAAGAUUGUCAAAAGAUGAAACUGUUGCUAAUGGACGACAAGAUCGUUCAAGUGGUGUCAUCCAGGAUCGUGGCAGUGGACUUGGGCAAGAUUCAUGUGGAAGCAGUAAACAUGCUGAUUAUAAGUAUCUGGAUCCUAAGGAGGUUGAGAGCCAUGGCCUCUACAAUCAUGAAUUUUCAGUUGCAGAUAUGACCCAUGGACGUAGGAACUGUUAUCGUGAAAACGACAGUGAAAUGGAUGACACAUCCUCUGAGAGCAGCUCAUUUUUGCAAGAAAGGUUGUUUCCUCAAGGCCAGGAUCCGUAUGAUAUGGAGCCUUCUAGAUAUCUUACACCUAACGGAGCUCUUCCACCUGUAAAUCCCAAAGGUGCAAUUAACAUGGGAUAUAAACCAUCAGGAUAUUUGAAAGUGAAGGGUGAGAUAGAACAUGCUGCUAUAACUGCUGUUAAGAAGCAAUUAGGAAGGCAUUACCACGAAGAUGGUCCACUACUUGGCGUAGAAUUUGAUCCACUUCCCCCAGGUGCAUUUGAAGGCCAAACUGCUGAUCUAGUUAAUGAACCAUAUGGUGUUGCAAAUCCUCCUCAUCCAAAUUCUCCAGAAAUCUCAGCUGUAAAAAGGCAACCCAAUCUUAGCUCUAGAUAUGAUUCAUAUAAUGCUAAAUUUAAUUCCCAAGAUUCACAUAUAGAAGGAGCUGACUUUGGCUCCUUGCAUGAAUCUGAUUUCCAGGAUAAACAAGAUAAAAAAGCCCGCCAGAAUAUAAAACAAAGGCAAGCAUUUUAUAGUCAUGCUCAUCAUUUUCCUGGAAGGAACUCUUCCCUAGAUUUGUAUGAAGACUCUCCUGGAGAAGCAUCUGCUUAUAAUAGUAAGAAUCAUAGAAUGAGCACUAAGCAUGGUGUUGAGGGGAUGAGAUCUGAUUCUGCUUCUAACCACAGUGAUCAUUAUGAAGAGAAGCUUGCAGUUAAGCAGACAGACUUGCUGCGACACGGUUAUGAUAACAUCAAGCCAAAGAAUAUACAACGGAGAGAACACGUAAAAUCUAAACCGUCAAGUUCAAUUCGAAAUUCCCGAGUUUCUAUGGAUACUGAAGAAAGGGGGUUAUCUGCUAGGAUCACAAAGGAAGAGAUGUUUAAGGGGGACAGGAAGACAAAAAAUACAUAUCGUGAUGUAGAUGGAGCAGGGAUGCUUUCAAAUGAAAUCACAGUUGCAAAACGAGUUAAAGUUGAUACAUUUCAACAAUACAAAAUGAAAAACUCACCUGGUGCUGAGAUGGAACAAAGGAAAAAUCAGAGAUCAGCUGCAGAGAUGCCGUCUAGUUUUAGCGAGGAUGAAACUGCUGACACCAGUUCCUCACUGGAUUAUUAAGUGCUGUUGAUAGAUGGUGAAAGUGUGGCAGAGUUUCUCUAUGCCAUUGGGUAUGUACAGUCUAAAAAGACACAUACAUUUUCCCACUAACAUGGGAAGCACUGUUUCUAGAAGCAAUAGUAGUCACACGACUUACUGACUCCAUUUGCUGUUUGUUCCUAUUUGCCUUUGUAAAAAAAUGCCCUUGUUAUUUUUUUGAUGUAAAAUUCUCAUUUUCUGCAGCUGAUUGUGGUAGGUAGGAGGUAUCAAAAUGCAGCUUUACAUACAUGUCAUUUGUCUUAUUGGUUUAAUUAUGGUAGUGCGUUUGGCAUCCUAAUUUGAUCCUUGCUUGAGAGAGUUAGCUACUUCUACUUUAUGCUUUUUAACAAUUUGUUUCAUUAGUUUUGUAUUGAUUACCCCACAUUCAUGUCCGUCUAGUGUGGACAUUAUUCACUAGUUGGUGGGAUUUAAACUUACUAGUGUAAUUGUGUGUACAUCCCACGUUUAAUUAGUAGGUUUAGUUUGAAAUCCUUCUCACUUAACAAUAAUAGAAGUCUUGUGAUG
Messenger RNA from Abrus precatorius (Indian licorice), 2404 nucleotides. Its product is annotated as homeobox-DDT domain protein RLT1. The transcript is spliced from 8 exons. The coding region runs from base 281 to 1861 and encodes 526 amino acids. Lineage: Eukaryota; Viridiplantae; Streptophyta; Magnoliopsida; Fabales; Fabaceae. The record is from RefSeq and is a predicted model, not a curated record. Gene Ontology annotation, molecular function: DNA binding.